AUGAAUUAACAAUUAGAUGACUCAAAGGAGAGUGUUUAAUCGUAAUCUAUGGAGAGAUAUCUACAAGCAGAAUCAGUGGGCAAUUCUCUCUCUCCUUAAAGAUUAGUAUAGACAUCAAGGAAUCCUCAAGUUGGAGCCUCAAUAUUAAAAUUAUAGAAUGGGAAGUAUAGCAACCAAUCAAAUGUAUUCAAAGAUGCACUCAAUAAAAAGAAGACUGAAUUGCAUAAGAAAUCGCAAAAGCCUAUUGCUGAGGCUCCUAAGUAUGAAAUUGCAAUCAAGUAAAAAUAACCCAAAAAAAUGGACAAGGUGCAUCAAAACAUCAAGAAUGUCCAAUUAAAGGCAGAGGAAGUGAAGAAGAAGAGAGAGGAGGAAAAACAAAAGGAAGAGAAAAUGAAAUAGAGCAAAGCAGAACAUGCUUAGGAGGAUCUCGAUGAAGGUAAUCAUAACACCUAAAUCUAAGUGUUUUAAGAAACAGUGAACAGAUUGUACAAUUAUGAGAAAUAGAGAUUGAAAUAGUUGAAUAAAAUGGUGGAAGAAGAGAAAAACAAAGAUAAAUUAAUUAUGAGUGCAAGACCCAUGAUAAAUGAACGCAGUUGUAAAUUGUUGGAAAGAAAACUAAAACAACUAGUGGAUGAAGAGGAGGAUUACAAAAUGAUAUAUUAGUUUAAAGAUGCAGAUGUUUAGGUCGAUCUCUUACCCAAUUUACCUAAAUUGAAAGAUUAUCUAUAAAUAAAUGCUAAAAAGACAAUCAAUGUGGGAUAGGAAAUACAAAUCAUUAAAGAGGAGAACAUCAUGGAACCAGUUGAUCCAGCAGAGGAUGUCUAAUAUAAAGAGGGCUCAUGUCAUGCAAUUGUAUAAACUAAUGAAAUCAAAUUUAAAAUUGGAGAUACCAUCAAAAAGUAACAGUUAUAGUAACCACCCCAAUAACAAUAAUAAUAAUAAACGACAUAAUUUGCAACUCAGGAUACUCCCAAUAAAAAGGUAUAAAAUCAAAGACAAAAACGUUUGGACUUCAUGGAAGCACAAGGACAACGAGUUAAGACUGAAUGUUAGUAUUAUGUGCCAUUACACAUUCGUUAAUCAAAAGUCAUUUAAAAAAAAGAAGAGUGGGUCAGGUCGUAGAUUGAACUCAAAAAGUAAAAGGAAGAGGAAUCCAUUAGGGUAGAGUAGGAAUAGUGGGAGAAGGAGAAGUAGAAGUGGUCUAAAAAGAAGGAUCCAAAUAAGUCGAUGCAAUAGGAAAUUAAUGUUGAAGAAUUCGCCAACUCUUAAAUUCAUUGGUUAGAAAAGAGAAAUGAACACAUUUUAACUGAGUAGAUGAAAAAGGACAAGGACAUGUUAUCAUCAUUGACCUUUAGACCUUAAAUACAAAAGAAAAAUAUUGAGAACUAUAAUUCUCUCAAAGUAGAAGAUAGAUUACUUGAGUAUCAAUAAAAAAAACAAGAAAAUCUACAGAAAUUAGAGAAUAAAUACUUACCUACUUUUCAACCAAAUAUAAACUAAAAAUCUAUGUUUACUAUGGAUUGGGCAUCAAAAAGCUUCAAUAGUACUUCGAACAACAAAUUAUGGCAAUGA
Paramecium tetraurelia is the source of this 1572-nucleotide messenger RNA. RefSeq lists its product as uncharacterized. Lineage: Eukaryota; Ciliophora; Oligohymenophorea; Peniculida; Parameciidae. The record is from RefSeq and is a predicted model, not a curated record. The transcript is spliced from 4 exons.